Molecule: messenger RNA, 2059 nt
Organism: Arabidopsis thaliana (thale cress)
Lineage: Eukaryota; Viridiplantae; Streptophyta; Magnoliopsida; Brassicales; Brassicaceae
Product: Terpenoid cyclases/Protein prenyltransferases superfamily protein
Exons: 7
Coding region: 93-1907 (604 amino acids)
Biological process (GO): diterpenoid biosynthetic process; terpenoid biosynthetic process
Cellular component (GO): cytoplasm
Molecular function (GO): magnesium ion binding; terpene synthase activity; carbon-oxygen lyase activity, acting on phosphates
Source: RefSeq, marked reviewed
GAGAAAGCUUUUGAAUAGAACAAAACCUAAAAACAGAUUAACUUACAGUGAAACAGAGUAGCUAUAUCAAUCUCUCUAAACUGUGGCCAACAAUGGCAGUAGCAAGAACGGUUUUUGGGCUCGGAACUCUCUCUUACCUUCACCAAGCUCCUCUCUUUCUUAAGACCAGUCAAUCUCUCUUUCCUCGCCCUUCUCUUUCUCUGAAACCUAUGAAGCACGACUUUGUAUGUGUUAAGGCUACUACUAAGAGUUCGACUAGUGAUGAUCUUGAGAGUGGUCGUCCUUCGAUACUCUUUUCUCCCUCCAUUUGGGGAGAUUACUUCCUCUCAGUUUCGGUUGACGAUUCCGAAUUUGAUGACAUAGCGAGAGAGAUUGAAUCCGUGAUGAAGCCAUACGUGAGAGACAGGCUCAUCUCUUCUCACAACAGCAACAAGGACAAGAUUCGUUUAAUCCAUUUGCUUAUCAGCCUUGGCAUCUCGUAUUACUUCGAGAGCGAAAUUGAGAUGAUCCUAAACAAGGCUUUUGAAGAGCUGGACAUGAUAAUAGCCGAGGAAGACGAUUUGGAAACAAUCUCCAUCAUGUUUGAGGUUUUCCGACUAUAUCAACACAAGAUGUCAUGCGAUAGCUUCGUAAGAUUCAAGGGUGAAGAUGGGAGGCUCAAGGAGAGUCUAGUCGGGGAUGUUAGAGGAAUGCUACAAUUAUACCAAGCAGCGCAUCUUGGGACACCCUCUGAUCAAUAUAUAAUGGAGGAAGCCAAGAGUUUCACUAGGAACCACUUGGAGUCUUUGGUAGAGAGUACUACUAUUCCUCCACAUUUCUCCUCACAUAUUCGUGACGCCUUGUACAUAGAUCGAUAUCAUAACAUGGAAAUACUAGUCGCAAGGAAAUACAUCUCUUUCUACGAACAAGAAGAAGGUCAUGAUCUGACGCUUCUCAAGUUUGGAAAGCUCAGCUUCAAUUAUUGUCGUUUACAUUACAUCCAAGAGCUCAAAACUCUCACCAAAUGGUGGAAAGAUCAAGAUAUUCCCUCUAACCUUCCUUGCGUGAGGGAUAGAAUUGUGGAGACCUAUUUCCCUACAUUGGGACUAUAUUUCGAGCCACGAUUUUCACUUGGGAGAAUUAUAAUAGCUAAAAUGACCAUCAUCGUGGUUGCUUUGAAUGACGUGUGUGAUUCAUAUGCAACUUACCCCGAAGCUAAAAGUCUCAUAGACUCUUUGCAAAGGUGGGAUAUUGAAGCGAUUGACGAACUACCAAACUAUUCGAGAAUAGUCCUCCGAUUAAUAUUGGAAACUAUAGGAGAGAUUGAAAGAGAAAUGAAGCCCCGAGGAAGAUCUGCUAGUGUACAACACACGAUAGAUGAGACUAAGAGCUUAGGGAGAGCGUACCUAGCAUUAUCAAAAUGGGCAAGUGAAGGCUAUAUGCCAACCUUUGAUGAGUACAUGGAGGUUGGGGAGGUCACUGGGGGGAUGGAUGAUUUUGCUUUGUACAGCUUUAUCGCGAUGGAAGAUUGCGACGAGAAACCAUUGUACGAAUGGUUUGACUCCAAGCCAAAAAUAUUACAAGCUUUGAGUGUUCUAUAUCGUAUAAACAACGACAUAGUCACCUACGAGAGAGAGAUGAGCAAAGGAGAGGUCGUGAAUGGGGUAAACUCUUACAUGAAUCAACACGGUGUUACUAAAGAAGAAGCGGUUGAAGAAUUGAGAAAGAUGGCUAGAGAUAACUAUAAAAUAGUCAUGGAGGAGUUGUUGACGAUCACUGAUGUGCCACGACCAGUUUUGGUGCGAUGCCUCAAUCUUGCACGCUUGUUCGAUGUGUUUUGCAAGCAUGGUAAUGAUGAAUUCACCUAUCCGCAUGGAAAUCUCAAAGAUCUCAUCACCUCUAUAUUCAUCCAUCCCAUUCCUGUUUGAUCAUAUCACCAUUUUCAAUUAUGCUACUUAAACUCAUCUUUUUAAACCUGUUUUUUGUUUUUUCUUUUUCCAAAAUAAACGAUGAAAUUUGCCAAUAUAUUUAAUUAUUUUCAUCAAUAAUUCUCCAAAAUUUAAAUUUGACUUCAUUUAUU